This is a messenger RNA of Ostreococcus lucimarinus CCE9901, 723 nucleotides long. RefSeq lists its product with no specific name. NCBI's taxonomy places the organism in Eukaryota, Viridiplantae, Chlorophyta, Mamiellophyceae, Mamiellales, Bathycoccaceae. The record is from RefSeq and is a predicted model, not a curated record. The transcript has a single exon. The coding region runs from base 1 to 723 and encodes 240 amino acids. Gene Ontology annotation, cellular component: membrane; cytoplasm.
AUGACGGUGCGCUUCGGCGUCGGGGCGACGCGCCGAGGCGCGGCGCGAGGGAAGUCCGCGAGCGUGGGCGGUGGGAACGGCGGCGGCGGCGGCGGCGGCGGCGGCGGCGGCGGCGGUGGCGACGGCGGUGGCGACGGCGCGGCGGGCGGCGUUCAAACGUUGUGGGCGGCGUAUCUCAACGCGCUCGAAAAGAAUCCGUUGGCGACGAAGUGCGCGACGAGUGGGGUGCUGAAUGCGUUGGGUGAUUUGUUUGCGCAGUUUUCGUUCGAUGACGCCGCGAAGAAGGGGAUCGAUUGGCGUCGGGCGGGCGUGUUUACGUUUCUCGGCGGCGCGUUGGUUGGACCCGCGCUGCACUUUUGGUACGGCACGCUCGGGAAGAUUGUCACCGCGCAAGGCAGCGCCAAGGCGUUCAUCAGCUUGGUUUUAGAUCAAGGUUUGUUCGCGCCGGCGUUUUUGUGCGUGUUUUUGAGCUCGCUGUUCACGAUCGAAGGCAAGGCGAGCGAAAUCGUUCCCAAGCUCAAGCAAGAUUUUGCGCCGACGGUGAUGGCGAACUGGAACAUCUGGAUCCCUUUCCAGUUCUUGAAUUUCCGUUUCGUUCCGCUGAACUUGCAAGUCGCUGCCGCUAACGUCGUGGCGCUGUUAUGGAACACGUACCUCUCGUGGGCGUCGCACAAGGAAGUCGUCGUCGAGACGGCGAGCAAAGGAAAGAAGAGUAAGAAGUAG